UCGGCCAGCUGCAGUGGGUGAACUCCUGGGUUGUCGGUCUGGUGUGUGAUGGCGGGCGAGCUGACGGUGGGCUUCAUUGGAGCCGGGAAAAUGGCCCUCGGCAUCGCCAGCGGCCUCCUGCUGUCAGGGAAUGUGAAACCUGAGAACGUGAUAGCUUCAGCUCCAUCAAACAACAACUUGUAUAAGUUCAAGGAAGCUGGGAUGCAGACAACACACUGUAAUACCUCAGUGGUGGAGAGCUGCCAUGUCCUCUUUCUGAGCGUCAAGCCUUCUCAGCUGCCCGGAGUCCUGAAAGAAAUUUCCCCAUUCGUCACACCAGCACACCUCAUUGUCUCUGUUGCUGCUGGGGUUACCAUUGAAACUCUAGAAAAACUGCUGCCUGUGGGUACCAAGGUGUUACGAAUGAUGCCAAACCUCCCGUGUGUGGUGCAGGAGGGCUCGAUGGUAUUUUGUCGCGGGAGCUGUGCCAGGGAGCAGGAUGGUGCUGUCCUGAAGGGCCUCGUAUCUUCCUGUGGAUUGUGUGAAGAAACUCCGGAAUCCUACAUAGACAUCCACACAGGGCUCAGUGGGAGUGGAGUGGCAUAUGUUUACCUAUUUGCUGCAGCUCUGACAGAAGGGGGUGUUAAGAUGGGAAUGCCGUAUGAAUUGUCAAAGAAGAUGGUAGCUCAGACACUACUGGGAGCUGCAAAGAUGAUCUUGGGGACUGAGGACCACCUGGAGAAACUGAAGAGUGAUGUCUGUACACCAGGUGGAACCACCAUCCACGGCCUGUAUGAGCUGGAGAAGGGAAACCUACGCUGCACUGUCAUGAACGCGGUGGAAGCUGCAACAAACCGAGCCCGUGAACUCGGUAAAAACUAGUUUCAGCGAAGGAGGAAGCACGAUGGUUGUAGGGCAUGCUCCUAGAACCGUUCCAAAUUUCCAUGGGCUUUACAGUGUUGGCCAUCAAUAUCUGGGGCCCAAGAGGGACUAAAGAGAGAGACUAAUUCAUCUUUGGGUGCGGUUUGGGGUGGAUUCAAGAGACAUCUGAAAUCCACUGCAUAAACCAACUUCUAAUGUGAAAUAUUAGACAGAAAUUGCUGAAGAAAUUCAGCAGGACUGACAGCAUCUGUGGAGAGAAAGCAGAGUCAGCGUUUCGGGUCCAAUAACCCUUCAAGCCAAUCUGGGCAAGAACAGAAGCUCCUCAGAUUUGCAUGUUAAACCUCACCUUUUUUUUCUGCUUCCAUAUGACAGGUUUACUGGGUUAAAGUAAAAUAAAAUAUUCCUGAUGCAUCGUUGGGCAAA
Molecule: messenger RNA, 1284 nt
Organism: Rhincodon typus (whale shark)
Lineage: Eukaryota; Metazoa; Chordata; Chondrichthyes; Orectolobiformes; Rhincodontidae
Gene: pycr3
Product: pyrroline-5-carboxylate reductase 3
Exons: 6
Coding region: 49-861 (270 amino acids)
Biological process (GO): L-proline biosynthetic process
Molecular function (GO): pyrroline-5-carboxylate reductase activity
Source: RefSeq, a predicted model, not a curated record